GCAGGUAGCCUACAUGUUGCCUCAUUCAGCUGCUGUUUACGCCUGUGCUGCUGUCACAUGUUUGACUCCUUUUCCCAGAAACCCCCUGUGCGCAGGCGCAGAACGCUUCGCCUGACAGUGGUAAACAGACGUCAGAAGGGAGUCUUCGCCUCGAGUCAAAACAAAACAAAACAAAACAACUCAAAAAGAGACUGAAGGAGUGAAUAUUUGGACAGCCACGACGACAGGAAGUUUUAAAAAACUCAUCGCGGAUUAAAAUCGGCCACUUGGUGGAAGUUAUCGGGAGCUUUUCACGGACUUUUUCACGGAUUGUAAACUCUGGAGUACAGCAGGAGCUUAAGCAGCUAGCGUUACGGAGGCUAUCGUGCUGUUUUCAAAGUGCGGCGGGUUGGAGCCGACACACCGCCGAGGACACACAACUUCACCCAACACCCGGGAAUCCGCUUUCUAGUUUGUUCUCCGGUACUUGGUGGCGGAUCGACCGAGCUCCGGGCCUCGCUGGGAGGGUUUUAUAGCCGCUUCUUCGAGCAUCGUGUGCGGCGGCGGCAGCAGAAACAUGGCAGAUGGUGACAUGCGCCUGGCCGCAAUGUGGCGGAUCGUGCAGACCUGAAGCACGGACUUUACUCGCAAACAUUUCUCUCAUCUUUCCACUUUUAUUAACUUUAUAAACACCAUUUGUCAGUCACCUAAAUCCCUUCCCUGUUCCCCCGCUCUAAAUUUUUCUGAUUUUUAGUUUUUAGCGGCUUUUACUUACAGGCCGAGGAGCUGGAGGCUGCUUUUUAAACACUUUUUUUUUACAGUUGCAAACAAACUGUUGUUAGGAUGAUCAGUCGUUUUUAGUUUUUACACUUAACUUUGAUUUUACCGGACUGGGUUGUGAGGUUUUUUUACGUUAUUUAUUUGUUUGAAGUUUGUUUGGAUGUUUUCUUUGGCUUGUGUAGAUCACAGACAUCACGUUGUUUACAAGUGGAUACGGACAGGGGCUCCUGAGAAGAUCCUUUGUAAUCCCUGUUUGUAGUUUCAUAGCUUUACAGUAAAACAUAUAAACCCUCCCUGUUUUGAAUAAGACCAUUUAAAUAUAAAUUGAUACAUUUUGUACGAAAUAUUUCUUAAUUUUUUAUUUAUUCAAAAAAUAUUGUUUAGCAUUGCUAAUUAUAUUUUUCACAACAUUUACCAUUUAAAAAAAUAUUUAAAUUGUUAAAUAACAGGAAUGGCAUUAUUUUGUAUCCAUAUACCUUUAACAUUUUGGUAUUCAUUUGCAGGGGAACCAAAACCUCUGUAGAACCAGAUGUUUUGGUGCUCACUCUGCCACUUUUGUUUUUAUUUCAUUCAAACAAAGGGACUCUCAUCCCGGCCCUCCUUCUUUCUAUAUAAAUCGGAAGGUUUAUGAUAGUUACUAUUAAAGAGAUUAUUUGGGUUCCCUAAUCUCCAAUCUGAGGAUUAACCGAGGCUAUUGGUGUGCCCAGAUUAUUCCGUCUCCUCUCCAGGCCCCACAGUCUCUGGAGCAUAUUGUUUUUGUGUCAGUUUUUUUUACUCAUCAUACACUUAAAGUUUACCUUAACUUUUUAGAGUAGAUGUUUUAAGUCGUGACAUAUUUUUUUGGUUGAGUGUAAAUUCAGAGGACCACCAUGGAGGACUCUUCGGUGCCACCGAUUGAUCCAGAUUUUGAGCCGCAAAGCAGGCCCCGCUCCUGCACAUGGCCCCUGCCCAGACCUGACAUCUCGGCUGUCAAACCGGAGGGGGCGGAUGGCUCCGAGUCCUCCGCCGGGACCCCGCCCGGGGACGAGGACAAGCCCGAGCCCCAGCAAAUCACGUCCGAGCCCGAGAAGGCUUUGGAGGCGGGGGCGGAGGGAGGGGCCGCGGCCGGCGGGGGAGGAGCGACGCCCCGCAAAGGGUCCUCCCGCCGCAACGCGUGGGGGAACCAGAGCUACGCAGACCUGAUCAGCCAGGCCAUCGAGAACUCACCUGAGAAGAGGCUGACCCUGGCGCAGGUCUACGAGUGGAUGGUGAAGACGGUGCCUUACUUCAGAGACAAAGGAGACAGCAACAGCUCGGCUGGCUGGAAGAAUUCAAUUCGCCACAAUUUAUCACUCCACAACAAGUUCUUGAGGGUACACAAUGAAUCGACAGGAAAGAGCUCCUGGUGGAUGCUCAACCCAGAAGGAGGGAAGACGGGGAAAGCCCCCCGCCGCCGCGCCGCCUCCAUGGACAACAGCAGCAAACUGCUGAAGAGCCGCAUGAGGGCAAAGCAGACCAAGAAGCAGGCGGGAGCCGCCGGGCUGGGGGGGGCAGGAGGGGGGCUGCAGGGCGACGGCAGCACAGGCUCCGGGGGCGCAGACAGCCCCAACUCAUCCCAGCAGUUUCCCAAAUGGGGGGUGAACAGCGGCAGCCCCUCGUCCCGCGGCAGCCUGGACGACUCUGACAUGUGGACCACCUUCCGCCCACGCACCAGCUCCAACGCCAGCACCCUGAGUGGGCGUCUGUCCCCCAUCGCUCCGGGACACGAGGACGACGACAACCUGCCGGAGGACAGCCUGCUGGGCCGAUACAGCUCCAGCAGCCUGACCCCCACCCUCACCGAGACCCUCAUGGAAGAGCUGGAUCUGAUCGACGGCCUCACAUUGAUGACCGGGCAGCAGGGAGGGGCCAGUCCCAGCACAGCCCCCCCGGCCCCUCCCACCCCGCUGCCCUCCGCCUCCACCCUGCUGCCCCGCGGCUCCAGCUUCUCCUCCUUCAACCAGUUGCAGCAGUCCAGCCUCCCGCCGGCCCCCCCCCCUCACAGCGGGACCCAGGCCUCUCAGUGUGGCAGCAAAGAGCCGUCAUCCUUCAGCAACUCCCUCUUCAACCCCAUGUCCAGCUCUGGCUCUCGUGGGGGCGGCCAUUACACCAGCCAUGUGCCUUCCAGCCUGGAGGCGCUGCUCACCUCCGACUCCCCCCCCCCCAGUGACGUGAUGAUGACCCAGGUGGACCCCCUGAUGCAGAGUCCUGGAGGCAUGAUGGGCCUGGGCUCAUCCGUGGUGGGCGUGAGGUCCAAACCCAACCAGCUGCUGUUGGGGAAAGGGCUGGAGCCCAACACGGUGGCCCCCAUGGCGCUUCAGCAGAUGCAGCAGCGCCACCUCCACCUCCAGCAGCAGCAGCAGCAACAGCAGCAGCAGCAGCAGCAGCAGCAGCAGCAGCAGCACCAACAACAACAACAACAACAACAACACCAGCACCACUCACAGAUGGGGUUGGGGAUGAUCCUCUCAGGUAUGUCUCAGGACCCGUCACAGCUCUCCGCCCUCAAAGCCCAGCACGCAGCCCUGCCAGCGGGGGGCUCUCACCCCGGGGCGGCCCACCCUGGCUCCAGCCUGCUGGGGAUGGCUCAGUUGGGUCAGUUGGGUCAGUUUGGAGCUCCAUCCUGCUUCCAGCCCGGGCAGGACCGGCUGCCCACAGACUUGGACAUUGACAUGUUCACCGAGAACCUGGAUUGUGACGUGGACUACAUCAUCAACAGUGACCUCAUGGACGGAGACGUCCUCGACUUCAACUUUGACCCCAUCCUGCCUGGAGGCCAGGGCUACGCCGGCCCCGCCUCCACACAGGGCUCUGCUCACAGCUGGGUGCCGAGCUAAGUCCUCCGCUGUCCAGUCAGCCAGGAACUGAUCUCCAAUCAAUGAAACCUCAAAAUCGUUCAAAACAACCGGUGCAUUCCUCCUCCCUGCUGGCUGGAUUUUAAAACAAGAUGCUUCUCUCGGACGUAAAAGACAGAGCCCCCCCCCCCAUGUCAUGUGCCAAGACAUGCGGAGGACAGGGAGGAGCUUCAUGCUACUAUGCACAAUAUUUCUCCCUUUUUUCAAAAAACAAACUCUUGCAACGAUUUGGCUGCUAGCCGAUUAACCUUUUUUUCUUCUAACCAGAACUGAUGUUUUUUAAAAGACGUGUGACUUGGUGUUUUAAAGAGUGAAAAGACAAAUCAUGAACUCCCCUCUGCUGGGGGUUUAUACUUCAGUUUUGUUACACCAGAAUAGCUUUAGGGUGGAUACGGUACGGGACUACUUUUGGUAUUGAAGACUCAAUAGACUGUUUGUUUUUUUGGAGAAAUGGCCAGUUUUCCUUACUACACGAGCACGAACUGCCAGACCAAAUGCUGUCGGAGGAAGAAGCCUCCUCACAGGAUUGUGUUGCGAACAGACGGAAGAUAAAAGACUGGGCGACUGGAGGUAUAACAUGUUUGAUUUGACAUCUCGCCCAAUUGUAAACUACAAUUAUGUGUACGGUUUAAAUUUCUCACUUUAGAGGGGAAAAAAAGAAGAUACAUUUUUUUUUCUCCAAUGGAAUUUGGUGAGCAGUUAAGAGGGUCUGUAUUUGCAGUUUGGCUAGUUUGACUUCAAUCCAGUGUGUUGCGGUAGAUGUCAGUUAGAGGGUGUGUUUUUUUUUUAUCCCUGAUGUGCAGUUAAACUAACAAAAUGAAGAAAUGUGAUUUUUGAAUUUAUACACGGGGCAUUCAAGGGUAAAUUGAUUUGCCAACAAGUGAUUGGUUGGCCAAGUAUUAUAUUGUUUCAGACAGCAGUAUGCCACCACUGUCAGACAUCUACUUGAUUAUUAUCUCCUCUUCCGUUCUUGUUUUCAUCGAGCCUGUGCAUUUUCACAGCACUUAGGUUUCCUGCGAUCCAGGAACCCCAAACUAGUAGACACAUUAGGUUAUAACAUUUCAUCAAAUGAGUUUAAAUCCUGUAAAAAAAUAAAUAAAAGUACGUGUUGCACAUGUACACGAUGAGACGCUAUGCAGAUUUAUGGAGAGAACUAAAUGAAAUCUUGAAGGAAAUUAAAAAAAAAUCACUUCUUGAAGGGUUUUGUUGUUUAACAUUUUCCUGAAAUGUUGAGACUUUAAUUAUUCAAGAAAUUAAUUCUCUGUGUGAGAAGUACACAAAAAGAAUAUAUUUGAUUAUAGUUUUAAUAUACAAUUUAGACGAGGUAAUAAAUGAGAUAUUAAUACAUAUGAAUAUAUUACUAAUGACAAGUAAUGUUUUUUUACAUUGGAGGAAGCAUUCUCAGAUAAUUUUUAACGGUAAUUUUCUAUACUUUUAUUUUUGUAAAGAAUGAGAUGCAUGUAGAUUUUUUUACAUAACCAAAGGAACACUAAUAUUUGCAUGGCAUGUAGGGAGCGCUUGGGCCUGACACAGUAUCUCGUGUACAUAAGCUUUGCAGAAGAUGCCUGUAACAUAAGAAUCUGACUUGUAGAGUGAGGCAACGUGCAUCGAUACUUGACCAUUUAAAUUCCCAAUGAUCUGCCUCUUUGUUUUCUGCAUUAAUCGUGAAUCCAAAAGAGAAAGAGUCCCACUUUCAACAUGCCGCCGGAUUCUCAUCUCAAAACGAGACUGAUACAACCGUUACCUCUCAGGGUCGCUCACAAGAAACACAGGAAAACAACUUUAUGAUCACUAAAUAUAUAGAUUAGUUUUGCUUUAUGAUCACGUGACCAUAAAGCAAAACUAAUCCAUAUAUUUGACCCAUUUGUCUCUGGCCUGGAAACCUUCACGUCUUUGUUUUCCUGGAGGAUUUUCUGUCUUAAAAAGAGUUGACUUUAAAUUUGACUUCCCUUUUUUUAUUUAGAGAAGUGUUUUCUAGCUCUCCAGCCCUGUGUAUCAGUGAUAGCCGAUCCCUUGGGUUUCCUUUUUUUUUUUUACUGCCAAUAUUUAAAACACUAUAGCAUGACUUUACUCAGUAGCAAGAUGGACUUUAUUUGUCCUCUUCCCCCCCCGUACAUUUUGUGUUUGUAUUUAAAUACUUUUGUUCAUAAUUGUGAUCAGAAAUAACAUCCCUGCAGUUUGAACUCUCAUCAUUUCACUGCAGGUAUGUUAGCCUCUGAUUUGUACAAAGCACUCUCUUUUUUUUCGUUCCACAGUUUUUUUUUUUUUAAACAUUAUGAACGGUGCUAGAUGUCAUUUGUGACGUAUCCUGCAGUACGCCAUGAUGCAAUGGGUGCAUAUCAGGACCUUUUGAAUUCUCUGUACACAGCUCCAGGAUCUGGAUGUGGUGUUAGGUUAGAAGUUAGCACACGAUCAAAAGUCCUUCCCCUUCCUCAUUUUUUAUGUUUUUCUAUAUAAAUAUGAUAACCCCCUUCUCCAAACUGGUCAUUAAUUAGAUCUGGAAACAGGAGACCAGCUUGUUCAAAGUGCAUGAUUUUCUUCUAAAUCAUAACAUGUAAUCAUUUUUAGAAAGUUGUAUAAUGCAACUAUUUUGCCCCCUAUUUUGAAUUAAUGUCCAUGUGUUGGAAAUGUUAUUAACAUUUAAAGGACAGACUUGCAGCAUGUAAAGGAGCGGUGGUUGGUUUGAUGUCUCUAGUUUACUGUUGCCUCGUUUAAAAAAAAAAAAAAAAGGGCAGGUGUGGUGUUAUUACUCCCCUUGUAUCUCCCCCUCUAUGUAAUACUUAUCUACAUAUUUUGUUCUUCAGUUUUUUAAGUAGCAGUUAGUCCCUUAAUGUUUGUUUUGAACUUUUAAAAUUGCCCCUAUUUUACUCAGUAUUUUAGUAUUCGGCAAGGGUUUUUCUUUCAUAAGGGGAGGGUGGGGUGGACAUGGAAUGAUGAGUUGUGCAUAAGCCAAUUAUGUUUAUGAUUUUUGAUUAAUGUUGAUAGUUUUUACCCCCCCCUACCUCUUUAUCUUUCUUUACACAUUGUAAAGUCAGCCAGAGAUGACAGUCAGUUCUGAAAAGCAGAAAUAAAUUCAAUAAACUGUUUAACCCAC
Molecule: messenger RNA, 6726 nt
Organism: Trematomus bernacchii (emerald rockcod)
Lineage: Eukaryota; Metazoa; Chordata; Actinopteri; Perciformes; Nototheniidae
Gene: foxo4
Product: forkhead box O4
Exons: 3
Coding region: 1629-3614 (661 amino acids)
Biological process (GO): regulation of transcription by RNA polymerase II
Cellular component (GO): nucleus
Molecular function (GO): RNA polymerase II cis-regulatory region sequence-specific DNA binding; DNA-binding transcription factor activity, RNA polymerase II-specific
Source: RefSeq, a predicted model, not a curated record